GGAUGCUGUUAUUGGCUUCAUGGCUUUAUUCAGGCCCAAACGUGGCACAGGAAGUAAAGAGUGACUUGGUAGGCGGAAGUCCCGCCUCUUGAGCCUGUGCUUCGUGUACAGUUGCCAGCGAGGACGGAAGUCGGGAAGGGUCAGCCCACGUCGUUCUUUGGUUUUGGAGUAACGAAGGAGGCGGCCAUGGCUCCCAAGGGCGGCGGCGGGGCUCGGCAGCAGUCGGAGGAGGAGCUGCUCCUGCAGGACUUCAGCCGCAACCUCUCGGCCAAGUCGUCGGCGCUCUUCUUCGGGAACGCGUUCAUCGUCUCCGCCAUCCCCAUCUGGCUGUACUGGCGAAUAUGGCACAUGGAUCUUGUUCAGUCGGCAGUCCUUUACAGUGUAAUGACACUCGUCAGUACGUACCUGGUUGCGUUUGCCUACAAGAAUGUCAAGUUUGUUCUUAAACACAAAGUUGCCCAGAAAAGAGAAGAUGCUGUUUCCAAAGAAGUAACUCGCAAACUUUCUGAAGCAGACAAUCGGAAGAUGUCACGUAAGGAGAAAGAUGAGAGAGUUACAAACUGGGUAGAUGCCGGGAAUGCAAUGGAUGUAGCGUAUCUGGAUUUCAGUAAGGCUUUCAAUAAGGUUCCCCAUGACCUUCUGGCAAACAAAUUAGUCAAUUGUGGGCUAUGCAAAACUACAGUUAGGUUGAUCUGUUAUUGGUUAAUUGAACUCAUAUGUAUAUAUAUACAUAUGAAUGACAGCAUCCUAAAUGCAACGUGUAAUAUAUGGGGGGGGGGGGAACUGCUACCAAUUUGUGCACAAGACUUAGGAACUGUAAAUUAGUAAUCCCCACCACAAAAAUGGAACAGUGUUUCAGCUUUGAGUAACCCAAAAAUUUAAGGGGUUGAAAGGUUUUUGAAAAGGUUUUAUUAAAAAAAUUCACAUGCAGUAAUAACUUCACUCAAAAUAAAACAAAAGAAAAAAUCCAUAAAGGAUAAGAAGAAAGAAAAUAAUAUGUAUUUGGUUUCCAACUUAAAUAUAAUUAUCCUUUAUGGACUGCUAUUGUUUAAACCAGGGGUUCUCAAACUGCUUUGUGGAGCCCUUCGGCUCCAUGAGUGAUAGUGAGGGGCUCCGCAGCACCAUGCUGCUUCACAUCUCCUCCUCAGAAAUGCAGUGAAAUUAAAGUUUUGAGCUGCCAAAACAGCGGCAGCAGUGUCCUCCUGGGGCACAAACCAUUACUUCACCUCCCUGGGGCUCCACAAGAAACAUUUAUUUUUAAAAGGGCUCCACAGCUGAAAAGGUUUUGAGAAAUUCUGGUUUAAACCCGUGUACUAGUGUUCAACUAAAGUCAACCUGUUGUUCACAUUACUCUAUAAAAAAACUAAUUAAAGCUUCCCAAUUUUUCAAAAGGUAACAAUUGAUUUUUCUUUAAUUAAAGUGUUAAUUUGUCCAUUUCAUUUUUGUAUGACAGUUUCAAUAGCCAUUAAUCACUCAUUGAUAUGGGUGUAUUUCCACUUUUGCAGAUACGGUCGUACUGCUGUGGUCAUGUAUCACUGUGAUUUUCUAUGUUUCCACCAAUUCCCAACAAAUACAAUUCAUUUUUCAUUUGAAAACAAACUUUCAAAAAAAUGGAAUAAUGCUGUUUUUGAUUUCAGAAUCUUUUGGCCAAAAUAUUUUCAGUCAUUUUAUUCGAUUUCAUUAAUGUAAGUUCUCCCUGAAAAAAUGCUUUUACUUGAUUCCCCCCAACAAUUGUAUGUAUGUAUGUAUGUAUGUAUAGUAUAGUAUCUUACAGAAAGAGAAAAAAUGCUUCAUUUAAGGAAACGUUCCAAUAUGUCAACAUUUUUUAAUCUUGAAAUGUCU
Anolis carolinensis (green anole) is the source of this 1842-nucleotide messenger RNA. It is a transcript of the gene ssr3, whose product is annotated as signal sequence receptor subunit 3. Gene Ontology annotation, biological process: SRP-dependent cotranslational protein targeting to membrane. The transcript has 4 exons. Bases 187 to 825 code for a protein of 212 amino acids. The record is from RefSeq and is a predicted model, not a curated record. NCBI's taxonomy places the organism in Eukaryota, Metazoa, Chordata, Lepidosauria, Squamata, Anolidae. Gene Ontology annotation, cellular component: membrane; endoplasmic reticulum.